CCCGGGUGUUCCGACCGCCCGGUCCUCUCCACUGAACUCCAACCCCCGCGCUCUCUAUCAGCAUCUCAUUCCUGUCUCAAUAUGUCUCAAGAUGGCGGCCAAUGCAGGAUCGAUGUUUCAAUAUUGGAAGCGCUUUGACUUACAACAACUACAGAAAGAACUGGAUGCCACCGCCACACAGCUUGCCAACAGACAGGAUGAGAGUGAACAGUCCAGGAAGAAACUAAUCGACCUGAGCCGUGAGUUCAAGAAGAACACACCAGAGGAUUUCCGGAAACAGGUUGCCCCUUUGCUCAAGAGCUUCCAAGGAGAGAUCGAUGCCUUGAGUAAGAGAAGUAAAGAAGCAGAGGCCGCCUUCUUGAACGUUUAUAAGAAAAUAAUUGAUGUCCCAGAUCCUGUACCUGUGCUGGAGCUGGCUCAGCAGCUGCAGCUGAAGCUCCAGAGGAUGCACGACAUUGAGACAGAGAACACCAAACUUCGAGAGACACUGGAGGACUACAACAAAGAGUUUGCAGAGGUCAAAAACCAAGAGGUGACCAUUAAGGCCUUGAAGGAGAAGAUCCGUGAGUACGAGCAGUCUCUCAAGAAUCAAGCUGAGAACCUUGCCCAGGAGAAGCAGCUCCAGCUACACAAUGACUAUGCAGAGAAGGAGAGGAAACUCCAGGAGAACCAGGACUCCAUGUCCUCAAGGUUGAAAGAGGCUGAAAACAAGACCCAGUCCCUACAAACAGCACUUGAAACAACUCAGGCCGAACUCUUUGAUUUGAAGACCAAGUAUGACGAGGAAUCCACUGCAAAGGCUGAUGAGAUUGAGAUGGUGAUGACAGACCUGGAACGAGCAAAUCAGCGAGCAGAAGCAGCUCAGAGAGAGGCGGAUUCACUUCGAGAGCAAUUGUCCUUGGGUAACCAAUCCCAGCAGCUCAGCAGUCCAGCCAAAGCUGACCCCGACACGGAACAGGUGGAGGAGGUGGCAUCCCACCCAAGUCUGGAGGCGGAGCUGAGAGCCAAAGAAAGGGAGACUGCCCAGCUGGUAGAGGACGUCCAGAGACUGCAGGCCAGCCUGACCAAACUUAGAGAGACCACCAGCUCCCAGAUCUCACAGCUAGAGCAGCAGCUCAGCAGCAAGACUACCAUUCUCAAGGAACUUGAGGAAAAACUGCAGAAACAAGCUGACUAUGAGGAAGUGAAGAAGGAGCUGAGUAUCCUCAAGUCUAUGGAGUUUGGAUCAUCUGACUCUGUUCAGGACUCAUCCAAACCUCUGGAGGUGCUGUUGCUGGAGAGGAACCGUAGUCUUCAAUCUGAGAGCGCCGCUCUGCGCAAUGCUAACACUGAGCUCAGCGGGUCAGCUGGGCGAAAAGGGACAGAAGAGUCUGCAAUGAAGGAGGAGACCAUGCCCAGCGAUCCCUCUUCCUCGCCCCCUCCUCCCCCUCUCUCUUUUUCUUCCUCCUCCCAGCUCCCAAUGUCUCGCUCUCACACGGAACCCCUCAACUCUGCCACCACCACCAGCGGUGGUGAAACGCACCCUUUCACUCCUACAGGCAUUGGACAGGACUUCUACUCCCCUGUGUUCCCUCUGGUGGGUGGUAAGAUGGCUUUGAACUCCCUGAUUCAGCGGCAGCUGCUCCAGACCUUCUACUCUAAAGCCUUGCAGGAGUCAUCUGGAAUCCCCAGUGGGGCUCUACUGUUCACCCCCUUCACUCCAACCCUCAGCUCCAUCCCUACCUCCACCCCUGGCUCUGGGUCUGCUGCCAUCCCUCUAGCAGCCAGCAGUCCCCAGCCACCUCCAGCCAGCCCAGACAUAGCUCCUGUUAAUGGGAGCAGUACUGCUGGCAGCGCCCCCUCCCCGUCACCUAGCCACUCUGACGCCACCACAGGGAGUGUUUUGGAUGGGGAGGACAUGGACACAGCAGAGAUUGCCCGACAGGUGAAAGAGCAACUGAUCAAGCACAACAUUGGCCAGCGUGUGUUUGGCCACUAUGUGCUGGGACUGUCCCAGGGUUCUGUCAGUGAGAUUCUGGCCCGACCCAAGCCAUGGAACAAGCUAACCAUCCGGGGGAAGGAGCCCUUCCACAAGAUGAGGCAAUUUCUCGCUGAUGAGCAGAACAUCCUUGCACUGCGCAGCAUCCAGGGACGACAGAGAGAGGGCUCAGGCCAGCCCCAGCUUAGCCGAGUGUUUCAGGAUGUCCCGAAGCGGAGAGCCUUCUCUGAUACAGCUUCACACACAGGUAACAUUACUGCCCGUGUCCGCACUCCAGAGGCGGGUUCAGAUGAGGCUAUCAAGUCCAUUCUGGAGCAGGCGAAAAGAGAGCUGCAGGUGCAGAAAGCUGACUUGUCUAAUGCUCAAACCUCAUAUGCAGGACUGAAAGGAGGGGGUGGGGGUGGGAUUGGAAGUGGAGGGGGCAGUGGAUCAGAUGAGGCCAUCCGCUCCAUCCUAGAGCAAGCACGCAGAGAGAUGGAGGCCCAGCAGGCAGCACUGGAGCCCAUCCUCAAAGCUUCGUCUUCCUCCUCUAUGUCACUGUCUCAGAGGGACCUCCUGAACUCUACUCUCACUGCCCCUCUACCUCCUUACAACCCUCUGGCUCUCUCCCUCAAGAAACCUCCCAGCUCCCUCUUGUCCUCACCCUCAUCCCCAUCUCCCAUCCUCGACUUCAGCUGUAACGUGAAGAGAGAGGCCAGAGCUUCUUCAGGGAUUGACAUGUCCACUGACGGAGGUCUCAGGCUGGGUCGCAGCUCUGAGAGUUCAGGCCGCUCUGGAAGUUCUGGGGGCGUGGGUUACUGGAGAGAGCAGUGGUGGAGCAACAUGCACACAGAUCCCCGCAGGACCAUAUCGAACCAGAUAGGAGAGGAGAGCUACAACCAGGAGGACUCCAAAGAGGGAAUAUUGAGUGACAGUCUGUCCCGGCACAAACCGUGGAACAAGUUGAACCAGAGGAGCAGAGAGCCAUACCUCCGCUUGCAACCAUGGCUCAAUGGAGACCAGGGACAAAACACAAACAUGAUCCAGCCUGUUCAGAACCAAGCAGAGGGUACUCCCAAGACAUCAGCAAGUUGCAGCCCCGCUCCAGAGUCGCCCCUUAGUUCAACCGAAGAGUCUGUCAAUGGUCUCUCUGGGGAUCCACUGGCCUCACAGUCCUCCAGUGUCAAACCUCCAUCUGAUGAUCCCUCUGGUGGGGAGUCUCAGCCCGGCACCCCGCUGCCUCUACCUGGUCACUCUGGUCUCAGUAUCCAGGAGCUGGUUGCAAUGUCCCCUGAGCUUGAUACUUAUGCUAUCACCAAGAAGGUUAAGGAGGUGCUGACUGAUAAUAACCUUGGCCAGCGUCUGUUUGGGGAGACUAUCCUGGGUCUGACUCAGGGUUCUGUCUCAGACCUGCUGGCCAGGCCCAAACCUUGGCACAAGCUCAGUCUGAAGGGCAGGGAGCCCUUUGUCCGCAUGCAGCUGUGGCUCCAGGACCCACACAGUGUGGAGAAACUCAUGGACAUGAAACGCCUGGAAAAGAAAGCCUACAUGAAGAGGCGGCUGAGCUCCCUGAGUGACAGCCAUUCUGUGGACGGGGGCUUGGUGGCGACAGAUUACAUGCAGGGCUCCCAGAGUCCGGGACAGCAGCAUCUGAAGAAACCCAGGGUGGUGUUGGGCCCUGAGGAGAAGGAGGCCCUAAAAAGGGCUUACCAGCAGAAACCCUACCCCUCUCCUAAAACCAUCGAGGAGCUGGCCUCCCAGCUAAAUCUGAAGACCAGUACUGUCAUCAACUGGUUUCAUAAUUACAGGUCACGUAUUCGGCGGGAACUCUUCAUAGAGGAGAUACAGGCUGCUGGAGGGGUAGGAGGACCUGGCAGUGAAGGGGGCUCUCCUUCCCUCCGUGGGUCCAAAUCAGGAGAGGGGGACAGCUGCGAUGGGACAGAAUCUGAGGGCACAAUGGAGUUACGCCAGGGACUGGGCAUUAGCCUGGAUGAUCACAGAGGAGCAUGCAAAGACCACGAUAUGGAGGCUGACUCUGAGGCAGGGGGCUCUAAUAACUCCCCUGCUCAGAUAGACUGCAUCACCUCAGGCUUAGCCGGGCCAGGCUCCAGCUGUGGACAGGCUGGACUGGCACUCUUCAGCCUCACAGAAGCGUCCUCCAGCGGCCAUGCCUCUAGUACUAACAUCCCAGCCUCUGGCCCUACCAGAAACCCCAGGGACAACAAUUUGCGCAAGAAGAAAGCAGCCAAUCUCAAUAACAUCAUCCACAGGCUGGAGAAGGCUGCCAGCAAAGAGGAUCCCUCAGAGUGGGAGUUCUAGCUACUCCUGACCAUCCUUCAACCCUCUUGUUUCAUAACCUCACGACCUCUAACCUUGGACCCCUCCUGCUCUGUUCCAGUCGGAGAGUGGACACAGCCAAAGUCAAGCUCAGCAGCCAUUUUUAUUAAAUAGAAGCUUUCCGCAGAGAGGAAAGAAACAAAGAGUGGUUGGCAAAGCCCUUAAAAAGAAGAUUUACUGAAUACCUAGAAGAACAAAAUAAGAGAACAUAAGUGUCUCCUUUUUUUAAACUGAGUUUUGUUUUUGUACUGAGAAAAGCACUUAGCCGUCCUGCUGGCCUCUGGCCCUGCUGUACCUCCCCCUAUCACCAGCCACUGGUGCACCAGACUGGUUAGUCCUGAGCUGGGGUCUGACCCACAGCUGGGGUUGAAACCUGGACUCAGUAACACAGGCAAGGCCUGACACAGCAGCUGUCACAGUGAUAGACACUGAUAGAUGAUAGAUAGAGACAGGAACUCUCUUACAAGAACUCUCACUUUCUUAAAGGAGAUUUUUUCCGCUCUUCUUCUCACCUCCCAAGUGUCCACAAACCUCCCCUCACUCAGUGAGACGCCUCAUUUUCACACUGUAGAGUGACUGUUACAAACCCUUUGCCUUUUUCACUCACUGCGUGUGUGUUUGUAUGUCAGGGGUUGUGUCAGUGUGCACCUGUGUGUGUGCACCUGUGUGUGUGUGUGUGUGUGUGUGUGUGUGUGUUUGUGUUUGUGUGUGAACACCCCCAAAAUGGUGUGUGUGUUCUCUUCUCAAUGGCAGCAUGUUUUCUUUUCUUUUUUUUUUAAGUCUCACUCCUACACUCUUAAGAGGGUAGUGUAAGGCCUGUUGGCUGAGCUGCCAUGGUUACUGAUGUAAGAAAGAUGAACUUUGACUUGUCCUGUCCCAUAUCCUAUCCUGCUGACAGCCAUGUGAUGGCCAGAAGGAUUUCUAAUUCCUCACAAACACACGCACUCAUCUGCCGAGGAAGGAAGGAACCCACCCUCUUUUUGCCUCCUUAAACCCUUCUUUUAAGGUUGAAGGAUGAUCUCUUUUUUGAUAUUGCAAUUUGGUUGCCAAUAAGAGAUUGCACAGUCUAUUGACUCUAAAGAGUACAAAAUAGGGAAUUUUAGGAAGCAUUUUUAAUUAGUACAAAAUAAGAGCAGAAAAUAAGAGAAUAACAAGUUACUGUUUUGAAAGAAGAAGAAAAAACAAAACAAAUUAGAAUGGAUUCAUGUUGCAUUGUUGAAAUACGAUACGAUGAAUUUCACGUAGUACUGUAGCUGUCUGACAUGGUGAUACUGUACGUGUCUCUUGUUGUUUUAGGUUGUGCACGUCACAGCUUUACCAGCACUGGACUUGCUGGGUGUGUGUGUGUGUGUGUGUGUGUGUGUGUGUGCGCGUGCGUGCAUAUGCACACCAAUGACAAAUUCUCUCUGUUCACAAACACACGUUUUUAUAGGCCAAAUCAGGAAGAGUGUGCGUGUGUGUGUGUGUGUGUGUGUGUGUGUAUCUGUUGUGUGUGUUGUGUGCAUUUGUAUUUGCCUGCAUGAAAGUCAGGGUUGAGGUCAAUUCACUCAGUUAAACUAGAGAGGUAGAUAAAUAAUAUUGAAAUUAUUGACUGAAAAGAUUGGUUUUUAGCAAACGAAUUGCAAUGUACAGUACUUGAUGAGUCUGCCGUCAAAGUGAAUUCACCACAAUCCUGGUGUGAGUUGUUGCCACUCUCCUCCAGUCUUUCCUGAAUCCAGGGAUGUAAGUCUUUUGCAUUAAAUUCUACUGUAUACACUACAAAUUAUAAGGCAUAUCACCUCCUCCCUGUCCCACACAAGCCCUCAGUGCCUGUCAGCCCACUGCCUCCCCUUUGUGUGUUUGCGUGGGUGCCUAUGUUUGUGUGUGUGUGUGUGUGUGAGGGUGCGUGCACGCGCAUGCUUGUCAAUCCAUGCUUGUGUACAAGUGUGUGUGACUGAGGAGUGUUUAGUGUUUCCAAUGAGUGGAGUCAUAUUUCGUAUCUACUUGCACACACUACUAGUGCACAACUGACACCCUUCUUUAAGCUGUUUGAUGCGUUACCAUUACAUUAAUCUUGUCACAAAGUAGUGUAAUACUAUGAUUUACUGUAGCUUGGUUUUAUUGCUAUUUUGCAUUUAUAGUUUGGUUUUUAUUCUGCUUAUUUAUAGGUGCUGUAUUUUUCAUUUAAUGUCUUAUCAUUUGAGUUGUCUAUUUUUUAAGGGAUUAUACUGUUCCUGAGGGCAAGUAACAUUUUUAUUAGACGUAUAGACUGCCGGCAGUAUUGGUUAAUAUUUACAAAGAUGUACUAGUUCUCAUUUGUUUGUAUAUUCAUGAAUCCUAAAGUUUAGUGUCAUUUCAAUAGCUUUGAAAAAAAAAAAAAAUGUUUUUUGCUACAGUUCAUGCUCCCGUAAACAUCAAGCUUUUACCACAACAGUUAUGCUCUUAAAUUGCUAGCUAGAGAAUCAAAGGACAUAUCAAGAUCGGUGAACUUAUGAUAGCAUAUCUCUUUUCCUGUUUUCUAUUCUCCAAUGAUGAUGAUGUAUUUGGGUUAUUUUUUUUUUUUUGUUUUGCUCUGGCUGUUGCUUGGGAAAGCCCAACACUAACGCUUGGCAGGACAUGCAGCUUUCUUUUAGAGUCUGACCACUCAUUAAUCACGUUGACAUAAUUAACAGGUCCAAAUGUAUACACUUUGUCAAAUAGGUCAAAGGAAAUUACCUAAACUUGAGAACAAGUGUUUAACUUGAAAGAGGUCAUAUCUGCCAAAUUGAGAUUAGAGAAGUGUACCAGCUAGCAGGUGUGCUAUGCCAGAUUGAACAGAGAAAGCCAGCCUAUGAUUAUGCAGAAUUUAUAUUGCAGUCUGUAAAAAAAAAAAGAAAAAAGAAAAAAAGAAGCACUUAUUAUAAUCGUUUUUGAAGACUUAACCUUAAGGACAGGGUCUGUAAACACUACAGCAGAGUACGAUCCCUGGAUCCAGGGAAACGUAUGCCUUUUUUAAAAAGCGGUUGAGAACCAAGCACAGACUCUUCUCCCUAUCUUAACACUAAAAAAAAUAAAUAAAACAAAAAACACAAGAUAGCUGUACACCCCGUUUUAUAUAUGAUGUACUGCAUUCCUAUACAGCAGCCCCUUAUUUCAAACUGCAGGUGACCACGUGACACAAAGACAUCGUCGUUGUACAGUUGUAGAUAAUAUGAGUAAACACCUGUUUAGGUUUCAAUCCAAAAUCUCAGUCCAUCCUUAAGCCCCCCCCUUUUUUCCUGAAUCAAAAUCCAGAUGAAUUGGCAGCUUGUCAAAAGAUACUAAAAUAACUUCAUUACACCACUUUUGGAUGCAUUAAUUAAAAUUGGAUUUGUGACGCAUCUGAUAGUUUUCAAAUUCUUCAAACAUUUGCUUUUCCUGUGGGCGACUGAUGUAAAAAAAAACAAAAAAAAACAAAAAUCAGUCUUCUGCAGAGUUAUUUGAAGGCUCGUUGCCUUCUGUUGGACUGCUUGGACUGGAUAACCACAGUUUGUUUUAUUGUGAUGAAUAGCUACUGUAAAGUAUAAGCACUUAACCCAUUAGCCAUUUUAUAGCCAGAUCCAUCAACUCACCCAAAUCGUGUGAGAUCAUCAGAUUUGUGCCUUUAACUGCCAAGCAGGGCACCAAACUAGUGAUGUCAUUAGAUGUAGACGACUUCGCCCGAUCUGUUCAUAAUCUGUCCCGACGUCUUUGAUCCAGAUUAAUUCCUCAUAAUAUGCUUUGUAAGUGGUACGUAAACGUCACCUGUUCUCAGCUCUCUGUAGAGGGUUGUAUAUAAUUGCUGGAGUGAAACAGUGAGAGAGAGAAAGAGAGAGAAAAAAAGAAAAGGAGCUUGUGUAUUCUUAUGACUGACCUGCAGACACGUUUCGGUCCUGGGUCUUAUUAUUUCAGACAGUUGUUUUUCCCACAAUGCAUUUCUUACGUUGUACAUACAACUUAACUAGCAGCGAGAAGAAAAAAAAAAACAAAACAGGCCAGAGCAUUGAAUGAAGGAAGAAGCAUGCAGAAAACAGCGUACACUGUAAUAACACUGAAUUUAUUCAUAGGGCAUUUUGUAUUUUUCUGUUUGUGUCAGGUUUGCUGUGACAUUAAUAACGGCACUACAGGUAUUGAAAAUGACGUGUGCCAAUUCUAAUGGUUAUUUGGAAAAGAGACGUGUAAAUACAGUCGAUCAAGUAGCUAUUGAUUCACUUUUUGUCACAGUAUGCUUUUGUUCGAAGGCAGGAGGAGAGAAGGGACGAUUCAGGACUUUUCCAUGAUCCACAGAUAUUUUUCUACAAAUUUAAAUCAGAUGAUUCUAUACACUGUUGAAUAACAUUGUAAAGGUGUAACAGAUGCUGUAUAUCAUAUCAUGUUUUCUGAAGUCGUAAAGCUUUACUGUAUGA
This is a messenger RNA of Solea solea (common sole), 8676 nucleotides long. It is a transcript of the gene cux1b, whose product is annotated as cut-like homeobox 1b. The record is from RefSeq and is a predicted model, not a curated record. Gene Ontology annotation, cellular component: Golgi membrane. Bases 92 to 4276 code for a protein of 1394 amino acids. The transcript is spliced from 23 exons. Gene Ontology annotation, biological process: intra-Golgi vesicle-mediated transport; regulation of DNA-templated transcription. Gene Ontology annotation, molecular function: DNA binding; DNA-binding transcription factor activity, RNA polymerase II-specific. Lineage: Eukaryota; Metazoa; Chordata; Actinopteri; Pleuronectiformes; Soleidae.